Toxorhynchites rutilus septentrionalis is the source of this 862-nucleotide messenger RNA. RefSeq names its product transmembrane protein 267. Lineage: Eukaryota; Metazoa; Arthropoda; Insecta; Diptera; Culicidae. The coding region runs from base 167 to 811 and encodes 214 amino acids. The transcript is spliced from 3 exons. The record is from RefSeq and is a predicted model, not a curated record.
AUUGGAGCCACAGAUCGAAAUAUUCUGAUAGUGAUUUGUUUACAAACGCAGUACUUGUUGAGUUGUCUCAGAUUGAGUUGGUUCUUUAUUCAAUUUGUUUGUUUUGAUUGUUCCCAGAGGUGAUUAUUGGUUUCCAAUGAACAAUCGUUUACUAUGCUAACAAAAAAUGUUCCCAACAUUGCUACUUGUAAAACACAUACUGCUUCUAGCAGUAUGUCUGGUUGGUGAUAAAUUGCUUCAAGUGGUACAAAAACCACCUUCCUUAAAAGCUGUAAUUGAUAAUAUAACACACGCUAUAAUCGGUUUGAUAGUAUCCGAAAUCGCUGUACGACAUUUUAAAGAUCAGGUUGGACGAAACGAGUUCUACCUCUUGGUAGGGUUCGGAUGCCUCCUCUCAUCAUGGAUCGACCUGGACCAUUUUAUCGAGGCACGAUCGUUUCAUUUGCAUGAUGCUACCAACCUGAAGAAUCGACCAUUUUUACACAAUUCGAUGAUUUUCUUGGUGCUUAUCAUUUUGACCAUAUCAGCAACAAUUGCGCAAGACAGCCUACCAGUAUCGUUAUGGCUAGCAGUUACAUUUAUUGCAUUUUUCACCCAUCAGCUAAGGGAUGCAAUUCGACGGGGUCUUUGGUUUCGAGGACCAUACUUAAAUUAUAACACUGCUCCCGUGUUCUAUUGGGUUUAUAUAUCUCUGAUACAGCUGUGUCCACACGCUAUGAUUCAGCUGCUCAAUGUACAGCUACAACAUUCCAAAAUCGCUACUUCUACUGGAGAUUUUGCCUCGAAAUAUGAGGCUUUUGAAAUUGUUUAAUGACCAUAGAAAAGUUUAUAAUAAAGCGAUUUACAUAUUUAAUCAAAAAAA